AUGCCGAUAAAGAGACUUCCAGAUGGUAUACGCUCUCAAAUACAGUCACAGGUGUCCAUAGUAUCAUUGGGAGAUGUUGUACGGGAGUUGCUUCAGAAUAGUGUAGAUGCCCACGCUACGAAAGUUGAGAUAGUGCUUGAUUUCAAAUCAAAGAGUGUAAAAGUAAUUGAUAAUGGCGAUGGAUUGCUGCAAGUAGAUUUUGACAGUAUAGUGAAGCAAUAUUAUACUUCUAAGAGUAUCAGCGAUGGGUGUUUCGGAUUUCGAGGAGAGUCAUUGUAUGCCAUGGCAACAGUGGCAAGUGUAUCAUUGAACUCAGGUAAUUUUUCGUUGGCAGUAAGUGGAGAGCAUCGAGAGUUGGAUGAAGUAGAUAGUAGUAAUAGUGGAACAGUUGUAGAAGUGAAAGAGCUCUUUGUCAAUAUUCCAGUAAGGCGAGAACAAUUGGACAAGAUCCCAGUACAUAAACUUUUGGAAAGUGUUCGUUUGGAAAUAUUUCAAACCAUUGCCAUUCAACCAAUUGAAUUAGAAGUGUAUCGAGUUACAAAUUCUAUAAAAGAACUUUUAUUUACAGUCAGCAACAAUUGGUCAUCAUUAAGUAGAGCCCAGAUAUAUGGUCAUACAAUGUCAUCUAUCUAUGGAGAACAGGUUAUACCGAAUUAUGAAAUUCUCAAGGCAGAAUUCCAAGGUUAUAGAUUAGAGGGGAUAAUUGGAAAGGAACCGCUGGCAAAACCGUAUCAAACAAUAUUUCUCGAUGGAAGAGUGUUGGUACUUUCUAACCAAGAAUUCCGUACAUUCCAUAAAUUAUUCGUGGAUGGUGGCGAUGAUCCAGAUACAAAGCCUUAUUUGAGACACCCCGUGUAUGCAAUUCUGAUAACUACCCCAGUGGGAAAAGAAAAGCUUGAGCCCAUAGAACUAUUUCAAGAUUCUUCCAAGAAAAUAUUCCAUUCCUUCCACAAGAGAAUUAUAAUAAGUAUGAUAACAAAGGUUUUCCAAAGUUAUCUAAAAUACAAUGUUUGGGAGAUUGUACGAAGUCCUCGCAAGAGGAAAGUGACUCCCGAUUUAGAAAACGAUAGGAAACGGCUAGAUAUAUCCAAACAACCAUUACCAUGCUUAAAUCUAUUCAACGAACUUGCGAGUAAGAUAGAUACGGAGAUCUCAACUAUUGCUAUACAACCAGGGAACUGGAGAGUAAUUAAACAAUUGGAUGAGAAAUUUAUUCUCAUUAUAACGAAUACACUCAAACCUCCACCAAUGCUAUUAGCGGUAGAUCAACAUGCAUGCGAUGAACGGAUUCGAGUCGAAGAUCUACUCAAAAAUACUAUAAAAGAUGCUUUAGAUGAAAACUCUGACACUAGUAUUGAGUUAAAGCAACCAAUAAAUUAUAAUUCAAUAACCACAGAGGAAUCUGAGCUUUUCGCAGCAUUUUGCAACAAUUUCAAAAUAUGGGGAAUUCAAUAUAUCAUUCUACCAGGGAAUCAUCUACAAAUUACACACUUACCGUGCUUACUUUCGGAGAAAUAUAAUGUGAAUAAGCUCCAUCCUGAGUUAUGUCGAAAGUUAGUGCAACAUGCAGUUGAUCUUGAUAGGAAAACUAAAAGUUGUCAUUUAUCUCAAACUGUCUGGACUGAGAACAUCCGGAAUAUUCCACACGUUAUAUUAGAGCUGAUCAAUACCAAGGCAUGUAGAUCGUCUAUAAUGUUUGGGAAGAAAUUGAGUGUCGAUGAAAUGACCUAUAUGGUGCAUCUAUUAGCGAAAUGUCACUUGCCGUUCCAAUGUGCACAUGGACGACCCUCUGUGGUUGCGCUUGCUGAUUUGAAUUGUAUACAGUAA
[Candida] anglica is the source of this 1827-nucleotide messenger RNA. Lineage: Eukaryota; Fungi; Ascomycota; Pichiomycetes; Serinales; Debaryomycetaceae. The record is from the annotation of a GenBank genome assembly.